Messenger RNA from Anguilla rostrata (American eel), 1226 nucleotides. RefSeq names its product growth hormone releasing hormone receptor 2 (gene ghrhr2). Gene Ontology annotation, cellular component: plasma membrane. Gene Ontology annotation, molecular function: peptide hormone binding; G protein-coupled peptide receptor activity. Gene Ontology annotation, biological process: cell surface receptor signaling pathway; adenylate cyclase-modulating G protein-coupled receptor signaling pathway. The record is from RefSeq and is a predicted model, not a curated record. NCBI's taxonomy places the organism in Eukaryota, Metazoa, Chordata, Actinopteri, Anguilliformes, Anguillidae.
AUGGCUCCCAUGAGUCAGAAGCAAAGAUACUUUGCUAGAGUGAAGCUGAUGUAUGCCGUCGGAUAUGGAGUGUCUCUGUCCUCCCUGAUCGCCGCUCUGCUGGUUUUUUGCACCUUCAGGAAUCUGCUGUGCACACGGACCUGCAUUCAUCUGAACCUGUUCUCCUCCUUCAUCCUGCGCGGGGGGGCAGUGUUCGUGAAGGAUGCGGUGCUGUUUGCUGACGAGAGCACCGACCACUGCACUGUGUCUACUGUUGGCUGUAAGGUGGAAGUGGCUCUCUUCCAGUACUGCGUCCUGGCAAACUUCUUCUGGCUGCUGGUGGAGGGGCUCUACCUGCAGACCCUCCUGGUUUUCACCUUCACCCAGCACAGGAGAUUCUUCUGGUGGUACAUCCUCAUUGGUUGAGGAUCUCCCUCGAUAACCAUUGUCAUCUGGACAGUGUUUAAGAUUCAGUAUGACAACACAGGGUGUUGGGACGACCUAGAAAGCGCCCUCUGGUGGAUCAUUAAAGCACCCAUCCCGCUCUCUAUCUUUAUAAGAUUGGUAAACUUUGUAGUGUUUGUGAACAUCAUCAGGAUCAUUGUUCAGAAGAUGAAGAUGCCAGUAGUAGAGGGAAGUGAGAAUCCACACUACAGGAGGCUUGCAAAAUACACCCUGCUGCUCAUCCCCCGGUUUGGGGUGCAUUAAACGGUGUUUGCGCUCUUCCCGGAGAACAUGGGCUUGGAGGCAAGGCUCUGCUUUGAGCUGGUUCUGGGAUCCUCCCAGGGGUUUGUUGUUGCAUUGCUCUACUGCUUCUUAAACGGGGAGGUUCAGAAUGAAGUGAUAAAGCAAAUGCGGCGAUGUCGGCCUACUAGUGGCAGCAAUGCCUUCGACCUGGUGAUCCAGGAUUACACAGCCUAGAAUGGAAUCUCAGCUCACAGCAUCAUUUGUCAGUCUCUGAUUGUCUUGUUUCAAUUGUGUGAUUAAUUAAGAUAAUUAAUCUUCAUUCAUUUAAUUCACGGUAUAAACUCAAUGACUGCUGAUGUUGUUAUUAUUUUUUUCCACUAACAAGAUGUUUGUUCCAAGAUUGUACUUGCCCUUAGAAAAUCACAUUUGGUACUUGGUACUGAUGACACAUGCAAUUAGCACAUACUAGCAUGAAGUUGAGCAUCGCACAGCCUUGUCGACACAAGGUUGGAAGUUAAACAAUGGCUUGUGAUGUUCACCAUUACUUGUUUCUUAUUAUU